Molecule: messenger RNA, 2019 nt
Organism: Ustilago hordei
Lineage: Eukaryota; Fungi; Basidiomycota; Ustilaginomycetes; Ustilaginales; Ustilaginaceae
Exons: 4
Coding region: 1-2019 (672 amino acids)
Biological process (GO): single strand break repair; double-strand break repair
Cellular component (GO): nucleus
Molecular function (GO): 3'-tyrosyl-DNA phosphodiesterase activity; double-stranded DNA binding; single-stranded DNA binding
Source: RefSeq, a predicted model, not a curated record
AUGGCAGGCAAAGAAGCGAUCGUCAUCUCUGACUCGGACUCUGAUACGCUUAGCGAGUCGGAGAGGCCACUACCACCUCCUCCCAAACAAGCAACAACUUCAAGAUCGGCGGUCGUCAAGCAGCGGAACGGCCAGGACGACAUGAAAGAGCAAGUUCCAGAAGCUGGCCCCUCAGCUCCUCCCAGCACAGCAGCAAAUGGUCUCUUGGGUCUGAUUCCAAAUCGACGUCAACUUGAACUCGAAAGAAAAGAACGUGCACGCAAGCGAAGAAGGGAGCAAGGUCUCGCAUCCUCCUCUAGCGAAGACGAAGAGACGCAGGUCGAAGCCAAACGCAGCAAGCCCCACCAAGCCUUACCAUCAGCUCAGCAGGAUCCACAUGCGCCGCUACACAAACCAGCGCAAAUAGUAGAGAGAGGCAAAUCUUCAUCAACGACUAGCAACACCCCAUCCAGCUCCUCUUCGGGCUCGAGCUUCUCAAGCGCAACAUCCCCAAUCAACCCCAAAUCCCGUUUCUGGACUGGCACAAUCAAACACGGCUAUAACACCUACGCCUCCAUUUCCCUCUCCGGCAUCACUAUCCCCUCACUCAUUCUCCCUGCCACCCCCUCCUCCCGUAACACACUUCAACUUGCCGUCCUUGCGACCUACGAUCUCCGCAUGGAUUGGCUCUAUUCCCUCUUCCCCCGCAAUCUCCCCGUCACUCUCAUCCUUCCACCUCCGAAGGAGGAUUACAGAUCAGGAGACCCGACUAUCGCACGACCAGGGCUGUAUCCAAGCGAAGUGUUCGGUGGGUUUGAACGCUUUCCCGGGUGGAAAAUAUGUGUUCCGAAUAAACCGAAGGGUGGAUGGUUGACACAGCAUAUGAAGUUUUUGGUGCUGGUUCAUGAGGGGUGGUUGAGGGUGGCGAUCGCUAGUGGGAAUUUGAAUGAGGUUGAUUGGAGCAGGAUUGAGAAUGGGGUAUUUAUACAGGAUUUCCCGCUAAAAGGUGGCGAAGGGAGUAGUGCAAGAGCCGAGGGGAGAGGAGGGGUGGAAAACGAUUUCAAAGAGCAACUCACCCUUGUUCUGAAGUCGUUAAGCGUUCCACCUUCACAUCCCGUGUGGACUGCGCUGGACAGGUUUGACUUCUCAUUAGGCGGAGCUCGGGCGAGGAUCGUAGCUUCCUGGCCAGAAGCAAGCUCUCUUCAGGGUUGGGAUAGGAUCGAGACGCAAGGUCUAGGCAGACUGGGCAAAGUGGUGAGGGAUUUAGAUAUCCCAGCUGUGAAGGGUGGGAUGGAGGUCGAGUGCCAGGGCAGUUCGUUAGCGAAUCACGAUUUGAAGUGGAUCGAACACUUUCACUUACUCGCUUCGGGAGUGGACCCGCGAGGGAAACUUCCUUUCAAAGGUAAACCGAACGAAGCGCAUCCCGAAUACAGAAGAGCAAUUGGAGGCGUAGGAGGGGCUUUGCCGCCUGUGAAGGUUGUUUUCCCGCACCAUAGGUAUGUUGAGCAAGAAACGGUGGAGGGGCCGAUGGGUGCGUUGAGUUUCUUUGGUAAGGCUGAAACGUUCUCUUCUUCGCCGAUAAAAAGGCUAUACUACAGUCCACAGUCAAGAAGAGGAGACGUAAUGAUUCAUGCCAAGUCUCUCCUUGCACUUACUCCAAAGGGCGCAACGAUCGUCGAUCAAGCCUUUUGGACUGCUGCUGACGCUCAACUGCCUGGUAGCAGCCGACAGCCCCUACCGAGGCAAGGGGAGGACGAAUGGCUGCCGAACCCGGGAGAAACACCAAUAGGAUGGAGUUAUUUGGGGAGUAGCAACUUCACUCGGGCCGCACACGGAAACAUCUCUGGAACCGUACAGAAGCCGACGCAGAGUGGGAGCAAUUGGGAGCUGGGUGUGGUGAUGCCGAUCUAUGCUUCAGAAGUGGAGAAGUUCGGUGUGGAAGCGGAGAGUUUGAGGCCGAUCGUAUAUCAUCGACCUCUACAGCAGUAUGGGUCUGAGGAUACGCCUUGGGAUAACUCUUCGGCUUUGGCGAUGUUCUAA